This is a messenger RNA of Saxophila tyrrhenica, 1044 nucleotides long. It is a transcript of the gene rhp51, whose product is annotated as RecA recombinase Rhp51. Gene Ontology annotation, biological process: mitotic recombination; double-strand break repair via homologous recombination; chromosome organization involved in meiotic cell cycle. Gene Ontology annotation, cellular component: condensed nuclear chromosome. The record is from RefSeq and is a predicted model, not a curated record. Gene Ontology annotation, molecular function: ATP-dependent DNA damage sensor activity; single-stranded DNA binding; ATP binding. The coding region runs from base 1 to 1044 and encodes 347 amino acids. The transcript is spliced from 3 exons. Lineage: Eukaryota; Fungi; Ascomycota; Dothideomycetes; Mycosphaerellales; Extremaceae.
AUGAGCACCGAAGCAGAACAGUCGCAGUACGAUGAUGGCCUGGCCGGCGGUCCUGGCGCACCAACGCCACUUUCUGCGCUCGAUGGCAUGGCAGGUCUCACCAAACGGGACAUACAGCUGUUCAUCGAUGGCGGAUACAACACAGUCGAAUCAGUUGCAUACACGCCAAAGAAGCUUCUGCUGGACAUCAAAGGCAUAUCAGAGCAGAAGGCGACCAAGAUCCUAACGGAGGCUUCGAAACUCGUUCCAAUGGGCUUCACGACAGCCACAGAGAUGCACGCGCGUCGAUCCGAACUCAUCUCCGUCACCACAGGCUCAAAGCAACUCGACACUCUCCUCGCAGGCGGCAUCGAAACGGGCAGCAUCACCGAGAUCUUCGGCGAAUUCAGAACUGGAAAAUCGCAGAUCUGCCAUACGCUUGCCGUGACGUGCCAGCUACCGUUCGACAUGGGCGGUGGCGAAGGCAAGUGUCUGUACAUCGAUACCGAAGGCACAUUCAGACCUGUCCGACUGUUAUCUGUGGCGAACCGAUACGGCUUGAGCGGCGAGGAAGUACUUGACAACGUUGCGUAUGCGCGAGCCUACAACUCAGACCACCAACUUCAGCUGCUCAACCAGGCCGCGCAGAUGAUGACCGAAACCCGCUUCUCGCUACUCGUGGUGGACAGCGCGACGUCACUCUACCGAACAGACUUCAUGGGCCGCGGCGAACUCAGCAGCCGGCAGACCCAUCUUGCAAAGUUCAUGCGUACGUUGCAGCGACUGGCAGAUGAGUUUGGUAUUGCUGUGGUCAUCACCAACCAGGUCGUCGCGCAGGUCGACGGAGGUCCUUCUGCCAUGUUCAACCCAGACCCGAAGAAGCCUAUCGGCGGCAACAUCAUCGCUCACGCAUCCACGACAAGACUAUCACUGAAGAAGGGACGAGGCGAGACCAGGAUCUGCAAGAUCUAUGAUUCGCCGUGUCUACCAGAAUCAGACUGUAUGUUUGCCAUUAAUGAAGAUGGUAUCGGGGAUCCUAGUCCCAAGGAUCUGGAGAAGGACUGA